AUGGGCGUGAUGAAGAUAUCUAGAGCGUACCUGGAUAUGGAAAUCACUAGUGGUCCUAGCUGUAGUGCUCUGUGCCUGCAGCCUGUGUUCAUCCCUUGUGCCUGCCUCGUUCCCCCUCUCUCUCCCUUUCCCCUGUCUCUCACUUACCCCGUCCCUCCGUUCCCGCGUCUCUCCGCUCCCCCAUUUCCCCUCGUUCCGCCCAUUCCCCCGUUUCUGCAUCCCCCCAUCCCCCAGUACAAGUGGUGCUGCGUGCGCGCGGAGGACGACGCCACCGUUUAUCAUCCCCCCAUCAUUCCCCCCGUCCUCUUCCCCAUCAUUCCCCCCGUCCUCUUCCCCAUCAUUCCCCCCGUCCUCUUCCCCAUAAUUCCCCCCGUCCUCUUCCCCAUAAUUCCUCCCGUCCUCUUCCCCAUAAUUCCUCCCGUCCUCUUCCCCAUCUUUUCCCCCUUCCUCUUCCCCAUCAUUCCCCCGUCCUCUUCCCCAUCUUCCCCCUUCCCUAUCCCCCGUGCCCCAGCCCAAGUGGUGCUGCGUGCGCGCGGAGGACGACGCCACCAUUUACCAUCUCCCAUCCCAUCCUUACCCCCGUCCUUCCCCCACCCCCAUUCCCCCCAUCCUCCCGCCCGCCAGUCCAAGUGGUGCUGCGUGCGCGCGGAGGACGACGCCACCAUCUACCGAAAGAAGGUCAUGAUGAACGUCACGGGGGGGGUUGCGCCGGGCAACCUGCUGGCCGUCAUGGGUCCCGAGGGGUCAGGAAAGUCCCUGCUGCUGCACAUGCUGGCGGGGCGCCUGCAGGACGACGCCAACUUCCGCGGCAGCAUAGAGUUCAGCGGAGAGCCGUUUGGGGCGAAUCUGAGGCGCGAGAUUGGCUUUGUGGAGAAUGACGUGGACCUGCAGGCCAAUCUGACGGUGAAGGAGACGCUCAUGUUUGCAGCCAUGCUGCGCCUGCCUGAGGGCACGGAGGAGAUAGAUCAGAUCGUGCGAGUGGAGCAUGUGCUGGACUCGCUGGAGCUCACGCACUGUGCGGACAAGGUGAUAGGGCGCACAGGGCGCAACGCGGUGCUGUACAACGAGCUCAGGCGGUUGGCCAUCGGGGUGCAGAUGAUCGUCAACCCGCCGCUGCUGCUGCUCGACGAACCCACGUCGGGUCUCGACGGGGCCAUGGCCCUCCGCAUAACCCGGGCACUCCACUCCUACGCACUAGCCGGCCGGUCAGUGGUUGCGACGAUGAAGCAGCCCUCCUCCAAGAUGUUCUCUCUCUUCACGCACCUCCUCCUCAUCACCGACGGUAACCCCAUUUUCUUCGGCGCUGCGGACGCUGCUCUCCCCUACUUCGACUCUAUCGGCUACAUCAUGGCCCCUGACACCAGCGCUGCAGAGUUCUUCCUGGACCUGACAGCACCUGAAGCAGCAGACGCGUCGAUCCAUUUCGGCACGUCCUCCAACCUCAUCCGCCUGUGGGCCACUGGAGACGCCGCCCGGGAGAUAGAGCGAGCCGCCAUGCCCUCUGCUGCUGCUGCCUCUGCUAAACGACGCAAUGGGAAAGACGCUGGGAAUGGGGAUGUUGAGGAAGGGGAGGCAGCGGGAGUGGGGACGGGAGGGGGAGAGGAAGGGGGAGUGGAAGGGGGAGUGGAAGGGGGAGUGGAAGGGGGAGUGGAAGGGGGAGUGGAAGGGGGAGUGGAAGGGGGAGUGGGAACUCGAGUGAGGGAUGUAGACGCGACAACAGACUGGCGGGUGAUGAGUGAGGGGGGAGGAGGAGGAGGAGGAGCGGGUGGGGGAGGAGGGGGAGGAGGCGGAGUGGGGAGUGGGAAGAGGUGGGUGACGUCAUGGGGGUACCAGUUCCAGGUGCUGGCGCGGCGGCAUGUGCUGUCAUACCGCGUGGUGAAUCAGGACUGGAUCUUCGUGGGUGUCGUCGCUGCCAGCCUUGUUGUCUGCUCCGUACUGCCAGGCUGUCUCUGGUACAAGCGUGACCCCACAACAGCGCAGGGCGUGCGCGAUCUGGCAGGGCUGAUUUUCUUCUCGCAGUUCUUCUGGGGCCUCGUGCCCAUGCUCACCUCUGUCAUCACCUUUCUAGAAGACCGCAAGUCAGUCCAAAAAGAGCAAGAGGACGGCGUGUAUCAUAUCUCCGCGUACUACGCCGCCCGGACGCUCCUCAGCCUGCCGUACGAGAUCCUGCCGCCCGUCUUCUACAGCUGCAUCAUGUACUGGAUGACCGGUCUGAACCCGUCGGGCGGCCGGUUCGUCUUAUUCACGCUCGUGCUGGUGCUAGAUACGAUGGUGGCUUCGUCCAUAGGGAUGGCGGUCGGCACAGCAUCGUCUACAGUGAAACAGGGGAUCUCGAUAGCGGCGAUCCUGCAGCUGCUGUCGGUGAUGGUCGUGCAUUUCUUGUCUCUUAGUCCCCCCGACUGGGUGGGGUGGACGCAGUACCUCUCCUUCUCGACCUACGUCAAUAAGGACUUCCUUCCGCUCCACUCUACUUCCUCCGCCUUCAACCGAAUCGAAACCCACGCCCCACCGAACUUCCACCGCCCCAUUUAUCUUCGUCCCUCUUUCCUCAUUCAAUCAUCUGAGUUAGCAAUCAGAAACGAGCACCCGAACCAGCCCUCCGCCAAGCGCUACCGCGGCGUGCGACAGCGCUCCUGGGGCAAGUGGGUCUGCGAGAUCCGCGAGCCGCGCACGCGCGCGCGCGUGUGGCUGGGAUCGUACAGCUCUGCGGAGGAGGCCGCGCGCGUCUACGACACCGCUGCGCUCAUGCUGCACGGUGCGCACGGCGCGGAGCGCCGGCUGAACUUCCCCCACGCCGCGACGACCUCCAUCGAGGGCGGAAUCCGCAUGCGCCCCGUCGUGGUCUCCCGCGCAACGGCAGAGUCUCUCCUCCGCGCGGCGCGCAAUCUCGCUGCUUCCGCGAACGGCGCGGAGUCAGCGUCAGCGGAAGCGGACACGAAGACGUUCAACAGCGAAUGGUCGGAGUCGGCCGCCGCUCUCGACAGCCCCGUCCCGUUUUUCCCGAUCGAGGACGAGGGGAUUCAGUUCGAGCCGUCUCCGCCGACGUUUCCGCCAGUGUUCCCCGCACCUGUCGAUGCGCCCUCGUCGCCCUCUUCUUCCUACGGCAGUGUGUCGCGCUCCGCUUCCGCCUCUAACGACGGUGCCGUCGUCUCGGCCUCAGCCGCCUCCGCGGGUUCCGCGGGGAACGCGCACCAGCGCGCGGACGUGCUGGUGUCGCUGGUGCGCGAGCUGACGAGCAUCACGGCGGUGCUGCAGCAUCUGCAGAAGGAGCACCAGCUGCGGCUGAUGCAGCAACAGCAGCAGGCGCAGAUGCAGCAGUAG
This is a messenger RNA of Closterium sp. Naga37s-1, 3321 nucleotides long. The record is from the annotation of a GenBank genome assembly. NCBI's taxonomy places the organism in Eukaryota, Viridiplantae, Streptophyta, Zygnematophyceae, Desmidiales, Closteriaceae.